AUGUCUCUUAACGACUACGAUAGAAUCGUGUCAUUUGCAAUUUUUCCGGCUCUCAACGUUGCACGUGUUGGUAACUCUGAUGAAUAUUAUGUGGGAUCCGAAAUUCCUGGAGUAUAUGUUGGAAAGGGAGAUGAAAGUUUCUCUUUCAAGAAAGAUGGCAAAGUAAAGCCACAAGCUGCGAGGUUCAGAAUUUAUGGUUAUGAUAAGGAUGGCAAACCCGUACGGGAAAUCAAACUUACAGAUGGUGAUCCGAAAAUAGAGAUUACUUGGACUGUCGAGCUUGCUAAUAGAAAAGCUGCCCAUACACAAUUUUCUGGUAUAUUGAAAUAUAAAGAAAGUAAUCCUAAACGAAAUGCCGGUGUCUUAAUCACUCAGUACGCAAACAACGAUUAUUGGUACGAUGACACUUCUGAUGGAUCUGUAGAUGCUACCGUUGUAAUUAAUGGAAAGACACUCAAGAAUAAAGCUGUUUGUAGGGCUUCAUGGGUUAAUGAGAUGGCAUUUAGGGGUCAUGGCUUAUAUAAGCAAGGUGACUUUUUAAACCCUGAGCUAGAAAAGCAGUUGAAAAAUCCAGGAAAUAAUGAUAAAGACUUGAGGAAAAACAUCCUCUCUCGCGUCCGAAUACCUAAAUAUUUGGCAUCUCCUGCUGAAUUUAACGGCCAGGCUUAUGACUAUUUUAUGCCUCCUUUAUCUGGAAAUGAUGGUGAUACUACUCCUACCGUUCCAGAUACGUACUUGACCGUCACUCGCGGUCAAUAUAUCUUACUGCAAAGAUGGGCUGAUGGUGAUUUUGAGCCAGGGAAUGAACCAACACAAUACCAUUAUAAAUUUGACAAAAUGGAUUAUAAUUAUCCUCAGUAUAGUAAAGAUGGCAGUUCUUUUGAGUCAUUUGAAGCAAUUGUUUCUGAUGUUCAGAAUCAAAUAAAAUGUCUUAACAAAGCUGCGCUUCAAUGGUGUGUUGGAGGUGCAUUCUAUCCCGGAAUUGAAAUGACUUUUGUUGCUUAUGAUAAAAAUACAUUCGAUGAGAGAUAUGAUUUCAGGAUCAAUGAGAAAAAUAUAAGUCCUGGUGACCUUAAUGCAUUUAUGGCUUUACCUUGGCAAGCAGAUUUUUUUGAAUGUAACACACAUUGGUGGCCAGCCCAAAGACCUGAUAUAGUAAUUCCGGAAGGUCAAAAACCAGAAGUUGAGAAAUAUGGUGUUAAUUUAGGUAAUUUUAAGGAUUGGACACGUGGAUUUAGAACCGAUGAGCCACAAAGAGAUAGCGACUUCAAGAAGGCAUUCUUUGAAAUUGAACGAGAAGAAAUUUUCAAACUAGAUACAGAAUCUUUGGUAGAUAACGCGACCAUAGAUGAUCUCCAUGAAAUGCUUAAAAUUGCGAUGACGAUCGAACUAACUACUAUUCCAGCAUAUCUUUACGCCAUGUAUUCGAUAAAACCUGGAACGGAGACUGGUGAUGAAGUGAUACGUCAAAUCCGACGUGUCGCUGCAGAGGAAAUGUUGCAUUUGUCACUUGUGGCGAAUCUUAUUGCUGCUAUUGAAGAUAUUAAUGCUGACAGUAUCGGCGAUCUCUACAAGAGUAUUGAAAACAUGUUUAGAAAACUUGAUAAUCAAAUUAAAUAUGAUAAACUAUUUCAGCUUGGACCCGGAAUGGGUUACGCACCCAGUACCAGUGAUAAAAACGAAGGAUUGAUUAUCGUCGAUUGUCUUCGUUCUGCUAUAAAAGCUAUUGAAUUGAUCAUUAGCGGUUGUAAUACCAAAAGCCUAGAAGCCACGAUCAAUGUAAAAAUUAGUGGAAAAAUUGAAGUUGGAAAGAAAGUAAACAUCCGUGGAACAAUCAAAGCAACAUUAACAUCAAAAACAAGAGGGCAAAUAACCGUACAAGAUAAAAAAAAUGGUUCAAUUAAAGGGACGAUGUAUGUGAAAUCAUACGCAAAUCAUUGCAUAAUUGGUGAUAGAUUAUAUGGAAAAAUAAAUGGAGAAAUUAAUGGAAUCAUAACUAAUGGAACUGUCGAGGGAACAGUUGAAGAAAUAGUGAAAACAAUUGACGGAAUUAAAAAAGAAAGUAAAGGAAUCAACGGAACAAUUACAGGAGGAGUAUACGAUGAAUCACAUUAUGCAAGAUUUAACUAUUGCUUGAAUGAGGUUGAGAGUGCGUCUGAUUCGGCUACUGAAUCAUAUGCUGAUCCUAAUGUCGUCACUACUCUUAUUGCUUUUAACGCUGCCUAUUCUUACCUUAUGCUCUUAUUACAAGUAGUUUGGAGAACUGAUGGACAAAAGAAAAAAACAUUGAUAAUGGGAGGAAUGCCAGCAUUAAUGCAUGGUGUCUUAAAACCAAUUGCAACAUUUCUUGCUAGUGCCUCCUUUGGAUUCUACCAAUUUGAGAAUACAUCUAGCCCAAAAGAUCAACUCAAAAAAGCUAUUGAUGCUGCAGCUAAAGCUUUUUCAUAUAGUGAUGAGUUAAAUAAUGCAGUGACAGCAGUUGAUGCAUUGCCUGACGUUUCCCAAGAGAUUUUUAUAACAUU
Messenger RNA from Racocetra fulgida, 2522 nucleotides. The record is from the annotation of a GenBank genome assembly. NCBI's taxonomy places the organism in Eukaryota, Fungi, Glomeromycota, Glomeromycetes, Diversisporales, Gigasporaceae.